AUGGCGCCUUGGAGCAGCAGUGUCGAGCUUGAUGUUGAGCCGAUGGACGAAACGAAACUAGAGUUAAUGGAUAUGUCGGUGAACGGACUGAAAGUGGACGCGCUGCUGGACGCGCUGCUGGCUGAGCUGGAAGACAACGAACUAAGAGUGUUAUUGGACGUCGAAGCCCAAGUCAAUAAUGGAGUUGACGAGGUCGAGCGGGAUGCUAAAUCUGCAUCAAAAGACAACCUCGCACUGCUAAACAACGUUGAACUCGACGUCAUAUCGCAACUCAUAGGAUGUGUUGAUACCGCAUUAGAAGCAGACAGCCUGGUCAAAACCAGCGAAUGGCCAGAAAUUGCGGAACUGCUAGCCGGUAAUCAGGUAAAGGGGCCGACGGAUGGAAGCAGCUGGGCCCAUAAAGCACCGACAUGCUCAUAA
Messenger RNA from Anthostomella pinea, 420 nucleotides. Lineage: Eukaryota; Fungi; Ascomycota; Sordariomycetes; Xylariales; Xylariaceae. The record is from the annotation of a GenBank genome assembly.